This is a messenger RNA of Brachypodium distachyon (stiff brome), 1895 nucleotides long. RefSeq names its product FBD-associated F-box protein At5g38590. Gene Ontology annotation, molecular function: protein binding. The transcript is spliced from 3 exons. Bases 85 to 1623 code for a protein of 512 amino acids. Lineage: Eukaryota; Viridiplantae; Streptophyta; Magnoliopsida; Poales; Poaceae. The record is from RefSeq and is a predicted model, not a curated record.
AGAAAACCACUCCUAAACCCUAGACCGUUCCUUUCCCCGUCCGCAGCUGCAAUUUCCAGACCCAUUCCCCCAGAUCGUUCCUCCAUGAAGGACAGCGACGAGGCCGAUGCCAACCGAUCCAAGCUCGCCGACGAGGACCGCCUCAGUGCGCUGCCCGACGACAUCCUUAUCCACAUCCUCCUCAAGCUCUGCAGUGCCGCCGCCGCCGCUCAGACCAGUGUACUCUCCAGCCGCUGGCGCCGCCUCUGGGUUCUUCUCCCGGAGCUUGAGCUUUCCGACGGCGCCGCUCACCGCAUACACCAUGCUCUCGUGGCCAACGAAGCGCCGGUCCUCCGCCGCCUAGUCGCCUUUGACGUUGAAGCCUACCCCGACUCCUUGCGCGCCUGGCUCCCCAUCGCCGCGCACCGCAUCUCCGGCGAUAUGAUCUUCCACAUCAGUAACCGUAACCUGGGCGGGAGAAGAGUUGAGCUCCCAUGCUUCGAGAACUCCACCUUCAUCUGGCUCAACCUAGGGUCUCUUCGCCUCGCGAUGCCGGCGUCUGGUGCAUUCGCUCGUCUCACCGAGCUCUUCCUGGAACAGGUCCAGCUACUUGGCGAGUGCCCGCUCAGUGAUGUUGUAUCUUCGUUGCGGUGCCCAGCCUUGCGGGUACUCACUCUCCGCAAUGCUCAAUUUAUUGGCGACGGUGACUUUACCGUCCAUUCGGACUCUCUCCGGACAAUUCAGCUGGCGAAUCUGUAUGGCUUGGACAAAUUCACCGUCCACUCAGAGUCUCUCCUUCAAAUGAAGCUGCUGAAUCUGAAUAAACUUCAGCAGCUAACUGUUGUGGCACCAGCACUUGAAGAGUUAACCGUGGCCUACUGCUUUAUUAAUUCUAUGAAUCUGGGUCAACUGGUUGGGACUGCGAGCAUCUCAGCUCCCAGUCUGUUGGUGCUUACCUGGAAGGAUGCUUAUCAUCCUAGCUCUUUUGAACUUGGCCAGAUGGCUCAUCUCCAAUGCUUGGAAGUUGGUAUGUUUCGGACAUACGGAGGACCAGACAAUUUGUCAGCCAAUUCUCAUAUACUGAGACUCUUGCAGUGCUUCAGGUUCAGGGUCAUGCAAAAACUAAAGCUCACUCUGGUCUAUCAGGCGGACAUGUUUGACAAACAAUACUUGAUGGAAGACAUGACAAGGCUCCCUGGCAUUACAUUCUUGUCCCUUGAUGUUGCUGCACAAGGACACUCAUUUGGACCCUGUGUGUUCCAUCUCCUCAGGAUGUGUACUGGUGUUACAAAACUGGCACUUGAUCCCGCUUUCCACUUUAAAUUUCAGGAGCCAUGCCCAUCAGAUUGCCCAUGUGGUCAGCCAUCAAACUGGAGAACUGAGGCACUCGUGCUGGAUCGCCUCCAGGAAGUAGAAUUCAAAAACAUAAGAGGAACUGGACAUGAAGUUGCCUUUGCAAAGCGACUUUUCAGUUGCGCGACAGUCCUAAAACAGAUGACGGUGACUUUCGAUCGGUCAAUCACUGAAAGCAGAGCCAUUAAAAAGUUCUGCAAUAAGUUACUAAGCUUCUCCAGGCCAGAGAUACAUAUGGAAUUUUUCAUGUACCGCCUUGACGAGACGGUUUUGUAUGUUCCAGAAGACUGAAGCACUGGCUUGACCAUAGUUUUCCUAUUGGUAUCAACUGUGCUCCAUGCGAAGACCAAAAUGCUAUUUCACAGAUCCUUCUGAAAUGUUGUAAUUGCACCAUCCUGUGUUGCAGAAUGUAGAUCGUAGGCUUGCUUCAUCAUCAUUUGCAUGUUUUGCUUUUUAGUAUGGAAGUUUAAUCUACCUUUUACUUAUCCUGUGUUCACUGUUUCGCUUGAAAAACCCUUCUCUUCGUAUGGGCGAAAUGCGAGUAUCUCAAUCAUUUUAUCCCA